CUAAUUUCUUUUUUCUCUUCGCAUGACAUUGGCACAAAUUGCAUCACUUGAAAUUUUCUCGAUUGUGUGUUUCCUUUAAAUCUGCCCAUCUCUGAUCUCACUCUCUCUCUCUCUCUCUCUCUUAUUUCACCCUCUCCACGAUGAAGCACAAAGUCUCCAAGAGAGCAACGAUUUCUCUCAGAUGGGUUCCGUUUCUCUGCAUCUCUUUCUUCGCCCUCGGAGCCAUUUUCACCUCAAGGUCAUGGGAGCCGUCGUCGGAUUCCGGUAGUCUGCUGAUUUCACAGCACCGUCGUGAUCAUGAACUUCAGAUUGUGUCAGACGAUUGUGCUCAUAAGAAAAAAGCUACGCAAGAAAAAGAUGUAAUGGACGAAGUUUUGAGAACACAUGAAGCAAUACAGGUUGAUAGAUCGCUGGAUAAGUCAGUUUCUACGUUGCAAAUGCAGUUGUCUUCUACAAAGACCUCUCAAGAAACGGAAACAACCUCCUCUGUAAUGGGAGCAACCCCGAGGAAGAAAGUGUUCAUGGUUAUGGGAAUUAACACCGCGUUUAGCAGUAGAAAACGGCGUGAUUCAGUCAGGGAAACGUGGAUGCCUCAAGGGGAGAAGCUUGAGAAACUGGAACAAGAGAAGGGAAUUGUCAUCAAGUUCAUGAUUGGACACAGUGCGACGUCGAAUAGUAUACUGGACAGAGCUAUUGAUUCGGAAGAUUCUCAACACAAAGACUUCCUUAGGCUGGAGCAUGUUGAAGGAUAUCACGAACUCUCAGCAAAAACCAAAAUAUUCUUCUCUACUGCAGUAGCUAAAUGGGAUGCAGAGUUCUAUAUCAAGGUUGAUGAUGAUGUUCACGUGAAUCUCGGUAUGCUUGCAUCCACACUUGCUCGUCACCGCUCAAAGUCGAGGGUCUACAUUGGGUGUAUGAAAUCAGGACCUGUUCUUGCUCAAAAGUCAGUGAAGUACCAUGAACCUGAGUAUUGGAAAUUUGGAGAGGAAGGCAACAAAUACUUUCGACAUGCUACGGGACAGAUCUAUGCCAUCUCUAAGGAUCUUGCCAAAUACAUAUCCAUCAACAAGCCGAUUUUGCAUAAGUAUGCUAAUGAAGAUGUGUCUUUAGGGUCAUGGUUUAUCGGACUUGAGGUUGAACACAUCGAUGACCGAAACUUCUGUUGUGGGACUCCUCCAGAUUGUAGAUGGAAGGCAGAGGCAGGCGAUGUGUGUGUGGCGUCAUUCGAGUGGAGCUGCAGUGGGAUUUGCAAGUCGGUAGAGAGGAUGAAGAUAGUCCACGAAGUGUGUAGCGAAGGAGAAGGAGCUGUUUGGAAUGCACUUCUCUAGAAGAACAUGUAACUUCUCAAUCAGCUUUAAGUGGAGCUAAUUUAGAAACAUACACACUCACAGGUCACACAACUUUGACUGAAAGAAAACAAACGAGGGAGAGAGAGAGAGAGAUUGGAGGAGAGGGCAAAUUUUGUAAAAAAAACCAAAGGUAUACAAAUCGCAUACUGGAGAAAAUAUCAAAAGGCCUUUAAAUGCAGAACAUAUAUAUGAGCAAAAGACUCUUUACUUUGGUUUCGUUAUACGAGUAACUUAUUUGAUUUAGAGCCCUCUUUGUUGUGUUGUUUAAGUUUUAACAUUAUACUAUCUUCAGAUUUUUUUUUAAUUUACUAGCAAAUACUAA
Messenger RNA from Thlaspi arvense, 1671 nucleotides. Lineage: Eukaryota; Viridiplantae; Streptophyta; Magnoliopsida; Brassicales; Brassicaceae. The record is from the annotation of a GenBank genome assembly.